UCAUUUCAGUCUGUAGAGGUGCCUGAGAAAUAUCAUCUCCACUAUGGGUCAGCGCCUGAGUGAGGAAAGUGACCCCGACAAGGAAAUUGACGUGGCAGAGCUGCAGGAAUGGUACAAGAAGUUUGUUGUGGAGUGUCCGAGUGGGACUCUCUUCAGGCACGAGUUCAAGAGCUUUUUUGGCGUCACUGAGAACAAGGAGGCUGCAGAUUACAUCGAAAACAUGUUUCGAGCCUUUGACAAGAACGGAGACAACACCAUUGAUUUCCUGGAGUAUGUUGCAGCCUUGAACUUGGUCCUGAGGGGUAAACUGGAACAUAAGCUUAAAUGGACAUUCAAAAUGUACGAUAAAGAUGGAAGCGGAUGCAUUGACAAAACAGAGCUUCUUGAAAUUGUGGAGUCUAUCUAUCGACUGAAGAAAGCUUGCCAUGGUCAGCUGGAUGAAGAAUGCAAUCUGCUGAGCCCGGACCAAGUGGUUGACCGGAUAUUUGAGCUGGUUGAUGAAAAUGGAGAUGGGGAGCUCUCACUGGAUGAGUUCAUCGAUGGAGCACGAAGGGACAAGUGGGUGAUGAAGAUGCUGCAAAUGGACGUCAACCCUGGGGACUGGAUGAACGAGAGGAGACGCAGUGCGAACUUCUGAGGCUGCAGCAAGGACUGCUGUACCUGGCCUGUGCUUAAUCUGCUUCAUCAUUUUGGUUUCACAUUUAGUGAAGAUACAACUAAGCAGCAGUCUCAAAUUCAUUUAUCAAUGGUGUAGAUCUCCGUCUGUGUUAGAUGUUGCAUUCAUAAGAUACACACUAUUGUCUUUUUUUGUUUUCUGUCACAAGUUCAAUAAAUAUUCUGAACCCCUCGA
Messenger RNA from Paralichthys olivaceus (Japanese flounder), 850 nucleotides. It is a transcript of the gene guca1b, whose product is annotated as guanylate cyclase activator 1B. Gene Ontology annotation, molecular function: calcium ion binding; calcium sensitive guanylate cyclase activator activity. Gene Ontology annotation, cellular component: cone photoreceptor outer segment; photoreceptor inner segment. Gene Ontology annotation, biological process: visual perception. Lineage: Eukaryota; Metazoa; Chordata; Actinopteri; Pleuronectiformes; Paralichthyidae. The record is from RefSeq and is a predicted model, not a curated record.